AUGCUGACCUUUGGCACUCUCGCCGCCGGGCGCACCUGCCCUGCUGCCGCGGAGGGGUCGCUCGACUGCCUCUCCGCCCGCGUCGACAACAGCUGGAUCGACCAGCUCGAACCGGACCCGGAGGCACGGCCGCCAAACAAGCAGGCCCGGGAGGUGCACUCGGGCCACUACGUCAUCGUCAAGCCCACUCCACUGCCGCGGCCGUACCUCAUCGCAUGCAGCCCGGCGGUCCUCGAGCUACUGGAGAUCGCGGCCGGCGAGUGCACACCCGACACGCCGUUCGUGCGGCUAUUUGCGGGCGAUGUCGACGCGGUGGCCGGCUUUGAGCAGACCUGGGCGACGCCUUACGCGCUCUCCAUCUACGGCUCGGAGGUUCAGCCCAACGGGGCCGGCCCAACGGGCAACGGGUAUGGCGACGGCCGCGCUGUCUCGAUCGCCGAGGUCCUCACCUCUGCGGGCGCGCGGUGGGAGCUGCAGCUCAAGGGCGCCGGCAAGACGCCCUUCUGCCGCAACGCGGACGGGCGCGCGGUGCUUCGCUCCUCGGUUCGCGAGUACCUGGCGUCGGAGGCGAUGCACCACAUGGGCGUUGCGACGACGCGCGCUCUCUCGCUCGUCGGGUCGGCCGACGAGACGUGCAGCGCGACGUGGAGUGGGCGCGGCAGAGGCAUGCACGGCGGCGACCUGCACCAGCGCGAGCGGUGCGCGAUCACGACGCGCGUGGCGCGCUCGUACCUUCGCGUCGGCCACUUUGAGCUCUUCGGUCGGCGGGCGCGCAGCACAGGUUGCCCCGAGAGUAGGACUCGCAACCUCGAGCAGCUGGCGAGGCACGCGCUGUGGCGCGAGUACCCGCCGUACGAGCCGGACGCGCCGCUGCAGCCGCAGCUGCUGCGGAUGGCGAGGGAGGCGGCGGCGCGCUUCGCCGACUUGGCCGCGGCGUGGGUGCGGGUGGGCUACGCGCAGUCAAACUUCAACUCGGACAACUGCCUCGUCGGUGGCGUGACCGUAGACUAUGGCCCGUUUGGCUUCAUCGAGCCCUUCUCUCCGCGCUGGUCCAUGUGGGUUGGCUCGGCCGAGGGAGGCCACUUUGGCUUCCUCAACCAGCCGGCCGCGGCGGGACGAAACUACCGCAUCGGCGCGCGCGAGCUGCGCGCCACCAUCGACGGGUAUAGCGGCGUGGCGGACGCGGCGAUGGGGCGCAUGUGGGCGGCUAAGCUCGGGCUCGCGGCGGGCGCAGUCGCGUCGGGCCUGGCUGCAGAGCUGCUGGCGCUGAUGGAGCGGCACGGCGGCGUCGACUACACGCUGCUAUGGCGGCAGCUCGCCACGGCGCUCGAGCGCGGGAACGGCGCGGCGGGCGCGGGCGAGGUGGCGCUCCUUGGCGACGUCCUGGCGGUGGCGCUCUACGAGCCGCUGAGCGACGCGCAGGCGGACGCGUGGCAGGCUUGGCUGCGUCCAUGGCGUGGUAGCAGCGCUAUUUCACGGUCCAGAGCCGUGAACAGGUACAUCCCGCGCGAGUGGAUGCUCGCCGAGGCGUACAAGGGGGCCGAGCAGGGCAACCACACGGCGGUGCAGGCGCUGCAGGCGCUCUUCGCGCGGCCGUUCGAUGAGCAGCCAGAGUUCGAGGAGAUGUACUACCGCAGGCAGCCGGCCGGCGCGGCGCAACAGGGCGGCAUAGGCUUCAUGAGCUGA
Emiliania huxleyi CCMP1516 is the source of this 1686-nucleotide messenger RNA. RefSeq lists its product as hypothetical. The record is from RefSeq and is a predicted model, not a curated record. Lineage: Eukaryota; Haptophyta; Isochrysidales; Noelaerhabdaceae. The coding region runs from base 1 to 1686 and encodes 561 amino acids. The transcript has 5 exons.